GGAGCGCGCGGCGCUUCUGCCCCCCCCCCCCCCUUCCCUCGUGCAGGACAGGUGAAGUCGCGCGCGCUCUGACCAGGACCCACUCACUUCAAUGGGAUUAAAAGCGGUUUGUUUGCAGGAAGAAAGUUCAAGAUAACCUGGACUCAAAGUCAAACACGCCCUGAACAGACAUUCAGCAACGCUUGAGGACGCCAGCUGCCGUCCCCCCGCCUGCCCGCCACGCUGGCCACCGCCAUGACUUCCACCAAAGAUUUUGACAACGUGGAGAUCACGCAGCAGUACAGCCGCAUCAACACCCGCUUUGAGCUCUCCGACGAGGAACUAGACAACGACAACAGCUCUGCCAGGCUUUUCGAGCGCUCACGCAUCAAGGCCCUCGCAGAUGAGCGCGAGGCAGUUCAGAAGAAAACCUUCACUAAAUGGGUCAACUCCAUCCUCUCCCGAGUCGGCUGUCGCAUCUCUGACCUCUACCUGGAUCUGCGGGAUGGACGCAUGCUCAUUAAACUGUUGGAGGUGUUGUCCGGUGAACGACUGCCAAAGCCCACUAAAGGUCGCAUGCGCAUCCACUGUUUGGAAAAUGUGGACAAGGCCUUGCAGUUCCUCAAAGAGCAGCGGGUCCACCUGGAGAACAUGGGCUCCCAUGACAUUGUCGAUGGCAAUCAUCGCCUCAUCCUUGGACUCAUUUGGACCAUUAUCCUGCGAUUCCAGAUCCAGGACAUUAUUGUGGAAACGGGCCAGGCAGACCAGAAGGAAACACGCUCAGCUAAAGACGCUCUUCUUCUGUGGUGUCAAAUGAAAACUGCAGGUUACCCCAACGUUAACAUCACGAACUUCACGACCAGCUGGAAAGAUGGCAUGGCCUUCAACGCUCUCAUACACAAACAUCGGCCAGAUCUAGUGGACUAUGAGAGACUGAGAAGAUCCAACCCAACCCACAACCUCCAGAACGCCUUCAACGUGGCAGAGCAAAAGCUCGGCGUCACUAAACUGUUGGACCCAGAAGAUGUGUUUACAGAGAACCCAGAUGAAAAGUCCAUCAUCACAUACGUUGUGGCAUUUUAUCACUACUUCUCCAAGAUGAAGCAGCUGGCUGUGGAGGGGAAGAGAGUUGGAAAGGUUCUGGAUAACGCCAUUGAGACUGAGAAGAUGAUCAACAAGUAUGAGACGCUGGCGUCAGACCUGCUGAUUUGGAUCGAGCAGACCAUCGUCGUGCUGAACAACCGUAAACUCGCCAACUCUCUGACCGGAGUUCAGCAGCAGCUUCAGGCCUUCAACACCUACCGCACUGUGGAGAAGCCACCAAAGUUCCAGGAGAAAGGCAACCUGGAGGUGCUGCUCUUUGCCAUCCAGAGUCGAAUGAGGGCCAACAACCAGAGGGUCUACACGCCUAAAGAGGGAGCGCUGGUUUCAGAUAUUAACAGGGCUUGGGAGCGUCUGGAAAAGGCGGAGCACGAGCGGGAGCGCGUCCUGAGGGAUGAGCUGAUCCGGCAGGAGAAGCUGGAGCAGAUGGCGAGGAGGUUUGAUAGGAAGGCUGCCAUGAGGGAAACGUGGCUCCUGGAGAACCAGAGACUGGUGGCUCAGGAUAACUUUGGCUAUGACCUAGCAGCAGUGGAAGCAGCAAAGAAGAAGCACGACGCCAUAGAGACGGAUAUCGCAGCAUACGAGGAGCGUGUUCAGGCCUUGGUUAACAUCUCCAAGGAGCUGGAGUCCGAGCGUUACCAUGACGCCAAAAGAAUUGAUGUACGCAAAGACAAUGUUCUGCGUCUUUGGGACUACCUGCAGGAGCUGCUGAAGGCCCGUAAGCUGCGCCUGGAGAAGAACCUGACCUUGCAGAGGAUUUUCCAGGAGAUGCUUUACAUCAUCAGCUGGAUGGAUGAAAUGAAGGCUCGGCUGCUGUCUCCAGACUUUGGAAAACAUCUGUUGGAGGUGGAGGACUUGUUACAAAAGCACUCUCUAUUGGAGAAAGACAUCGCUCUGCAGGCUGAGAGGGUGCAGAACGCCAGUGCUGCUGCUCUGAAGUUUGCCAAUGGAGACACCUAUAAACCAUGUGAUCCUCAAGUGAUCCGUGACAGGGUACAGCACCUGGAACUGUGCUACCAGGAGCUUUGCGCUCUGGCUGCCCAGCGGAGAGCUCGUCUGGAGCAGUCUCACCGCUUUUGGAACUUCCUGUGGGAAGUGGCGGAGCUAGAAAGCUGGAUUAAGGAGAAGGAGCACAUUUUCUCCUCCCUGGAUUAUGGCAAAGACCUGACGAGUGUGCUGGUGCUCCAGAGCAAACACAGCGCCUUCGAAGACGAGUUGGCAGCGCGCCGUUCCCACCUGGGGCAGGUUCUAGCAGAGGGGGAGAAGAUGAUCCAGGCAAACCAUUUUGGUUCCCCAAAGAUCCAGGAAUGCAUGGAGGACAUUGGGAGGCAGUGGCAGCAGCUGGAGGAACUGGCUGCCUUCCGAAAGCAGAACCUCCAGGACACUCAGACAUUCUUCCAGUUUCAGGGGGAUGCUGAUGACCUCAAGGCCUGGCUGAUAGAGGCCAAGAGACAGAUGAGCAGCGAGGAUGUGGGAACUGAUGAGUACACAACCCAGCGGCUACUGAAAAAGCACAACAACCUCAAAAAUGAAGCUAUCAAGAAUGGAGCCACUAUUGACGCUCUGUCCAAACAAGCCAACGCCCUGCCAGAGGAGCUGCAAAACACUCCUGAUAUCCAGAGACGUCUGAAAGACAUCAAGGACCUUUACAUGGAGCUGCUGUCCCUGGCUGACCUGAGACAGAGGAAGCUGGAAGACGCCAUGUCUCUGUACACCAUCUUCAGCGAGACGGAUGCCUGUGAGCUCUGGAUGGGGCAGAAGGAGACGUGGUUGGUGGACUUAGAGGUGCCUGAGAAACUGGAAGACUUGGAAGUUGUCCAGAACAGGUUAAUCAUUUUAUCUCAAGAUAUGGCAAAUGUUCAGUCAAGAGUGGACGACGUCAACAGAGCGGUGAAACAGCUGGAGGACAGCCGACAUCCGCGUACCAAAGAAGUCAAGGAGUGCCAGAGGCGGCUCAACAAGAGAUGGGAGGCUUUCAAGGCCAUGGUGGAGGAGAAGAAGAGGAAAGUAGAUUCAGCCAAUAGUCUGCAUAACUACGCACUGGAGUGUGACGAGACAGAAGCUUGGAUCAAAGACAAGACGCGGGUGGUGGAGUCCACGCAGGAGCUGGGCAACGAUCUGGCGGCAGUCAUGACCAUCCAGAGAAAGUUGUUCGGUAUUGAGAGAGAUUUAGCCGCCAUUAAAGCCAAGCUGACCUUCCUGAGGAAGGAGGCGGAUCGGCUGGCUCAGGAUCACCCUGAGAACGCAGCUGACAUCUUGGCUCGGCGAGGAGAGCUGGACGCCGCCUGGGAAACACUCAGAAAGACCCUCAAUGACAGAGAGGAGUCUCUGGGCGAGGUCAGCAAACUGCAGACUUUCCUGCAGGACAUGGACGAUUUCCAGUCCUGGCUUUUUAAAACCCAGAAAGCGGUAGCUUCUGAGGAAGUGCCCACCUCACUCCCAGAGGCUGAGGAGUUGCUGAGCCUUCAUGAUGCUGUGCGUGAAGACAUAAACAGCCACGAGGAGGAUUACCACAGAGUCAAGGACACCGGGGCUCAGGUCACCCAAGGUCAGGAGGAUGAUCCUCAGUACCAGCAGCUAGAUCAGAGGCUGAAAGGCUUGGACCGUGGAUGGUAUGAGCUCCAGAAGAUGUGGGACAGCAGGAAGAGCUUCCUGGACCAGGGUCUGGGCUUCCAGCAGUUCAUGAGAGACAGCAAAGCCAUAGAGGCCAUCCUCAACAACCAGGAGUACACCCUGGCCCACAUAGACAAGCCCGACACCUUGGCCGGCGCGGAGAAAGCUCUGAAGAAACACGAGGACUUUGUGAGCACCAUGGAAGCCAACCAGGACAAGGUGGACGGCGCCGUGCAGAGUGGACAACGGCUGGUGGACAGCAACAACAUGUACUCUGGAAAACUGCAGGAAAAAAUGGACUCCAUCCAGGACAGGCAUAACAAGAAUAAGGAGCGAGCAAAGGAGGUGUCUGAAAAGCUCAGAGAUAACCGUGACCUGCAGCACUUCCUGCAAAAUACUCAAGAUUUGACUGUGUGGAUCAACGAGAAGAUGCUGACGGCGCAGGACACGUCAUACGACGAGGCCAGGAACCUCCACAGCAAAUGGCUCAAACAUCAGGCAUUCAUGGCUGAACUGGCCUCCAACAAGGACUGGCUCAACAAAGUCGACCAGGAGGGGCAGGAGCUCAUGGAGUCAAAGCCUGAGUAUGAGCCGAUCGUGACGGAGCGUCUGGCCAAACUGCACGAGCUCUGGGACAGACUGGAGUCCACCACUCAGGAGAAGGCCCGGCUGCUGUUUGACGCCAACCGCUCCGAACUCUUUGACCAGAGCCUGGCAGACAUGAAGAAGUGGCUGGGUGAGCUGCAGCAGCAGCUACAGGGGGGAGACGAAGACGUCAAAGACCUGACGAAUGCCAACAUCCUCCUCAAAAAGCAUCAGAUGACAGAGAACCAGGUUCGUGACCGCGCCCGGGAGCUGGAGGAGCUCCAGGAGGCCGUCAGGAAGCACGGAGGAGGAAGGGAAGACCAGCCCGAGCUGGAGGCAGAGCAACAGGCCCUGCAGAGGGAGUUCCAGCAGCUCCUCACACCUCUGGCUCAACGCAAGGGCAAGCUGGAGGCUGCCAAAGCUGUCCAUCAGUUUUACAGGGACCUGGCUGACGAGCUUCUGUGGAUUGAAGAGAGGAUGCCUCUGGCAAUGUCACAGGAGCAUGGCAACAACCUUCAGACGGUGCAAAUGCUUCUGAAAAAGAACCAGACGCUUCAGAGAGAGAUAGAGGGUCACCAGCCUCGCGUGGAUGAAGUAAUCGAGCGAGGAAGAAGGAUGGCGGUCGCCGCCGGCGCCGAGGGCAAACCGGAGGCGGAGCGAAUCACAGACCAGCUGACGGAGCUGGAGACGGCGUGGGCCGGGCUCCAGGAUGAGAUGGAGAAGCGUCGGGAGCGACUGAGCAAGUCCAACUUGGCCCAGCAGUAUUUCAAUGAUGCUGAUGAGGCGGAGGCCUGGAUCGGGGAGCAGGAACUCUACAUGAUCACGGAUGAAAAGCCCAAGGACGAACAAAGCGCCAUGCUGAUGCUCAAGCGUCACAUGAUCCUGAAGCAGGCGGUGAAUGACUAUGCCGACUCUGUCCAGAAGCUCUCUGAUCAGGCCCAGAAGAUGUUUGCAGAGGAACAUCCUGAUGGGGAGGAGAUCAUCAGAAGGCAGGGUCAGGUGGAUAAGCAGUAUGCAGGGCUGAGGGAGCUGGCGGAGGACCGCAGGAAGAAGCUCGACCACACCUACCAUCACUUCCUGCUGAGCCGAGAGGUGCAGGACCUGGAGCAGUGGAUUGCAGAGAGAGAUUUGGUAGCAUCCUUACAGGAGAUGGGUCAGGACCUGGACCAUGUGACGCUUCUGAGGGAUAAGUUCAGAGAAUUUGCUCGAGAGACGGGGAUGGUGGGCCAGGAGCGAGUGGACGUGGUCAACCUGACCAUAGAUGGCCUGAUUGAAUCGGGCCACAGCGAGGCGGCGUCUUUGGCUGAAUGGAAGGACGGCAUCAACGAGAGCUGGGCCGACCUGUUGGAGCUCAUCGACACCCGCGCCCAGCUCCUCACGGCCUCAUACGACCUGCUCAAGUACUUUGAUGACGGAAAGGAGCUGGUGGCUCAGAUCUACGAGAAGCAAAAGGAGCUGCCAGAAGAUGUGGGUGAAGAUUUCAGCAUAGCAGAGUCCUUCCACAGGAUGCAUGCUGCCUUUGAGAGAGACAUCACUGCUUUAGGAAACCAGGUCCAGCAGUAUCAGGAGACAGCUUCAAGGCUCCACGCUCAGUACGCCGGGGACAGAGCGGCCGACAUCCAGGCCGCAGCCAGACAGGUGAUGGAGGCCUGGAAGGGCCUGCUGGACGCCUCGGACGGCCGCAGAGCGCAGCUGGUGGACACAGCAGAGAAGUUCCGCUUCUUCAGCAUGGCCAGAGACCUUAUGGCCUGGAUGGAGAGCAUCAUCCAGCAGAUAGAGACUCAGGAGAAACCCAGGGAUGUCUCAUCAGUGGAGCUCCUGCAGAAGUACCACCAGGGUAUUCGCUCAGAGAUUGAAGCCAGGGAAGCCAAAUUCCCAACGUGCAUAGAUCUGGGAAAGGCCUUGCUGACUCGGAAGCACCGUGACUCAGUUGAGAUCAAAGAGAAGCUGGUCCAGCUGAUGGAGAAAAGGAAGGAAAUGAUGUUCAAAUGGGACGACAGAUGGGAUUGGCUCCGCCUCUUGUUGGAGGUGUGUCAGUUUGCCCGUGACGCCUCGGUGGCAGAGGCUUGGCUGAUCGCUCAGGAGCCUUACGUGACGAGCAGAGACCUGGGCGGGACCGUGGACGAGGUGGAGAAACUCCUGAAACGACAUGAGGCCUUUGAGAAAUCCACCGCCACCUGGGAGGAGCGCUUUUCUGCGCUGGAGCGCCUCACGACGCUGGAGUUGCUGGAGCUCAGGAAGCAGCAGCAGGAAGUGGAGAGGUUCCUGAAAGAUGAGCAACGCUCCGAUAAGGACAGCAGGAGAGAAGACACAGGCUUUGCAGAAGAAUCUUCACAACUUUACACAAUCGGAGAGCAAACUCUGUCCGGUACGAUGGAUCCCAGUUCCGCCCAGCUGGAGGGCACCGCCGGGGAAACCACGGCACUCGUGGCCUCUUCAGACAUGAGGGAGAGUGCUUCCUUGGAGCUGGACCCCUCCAUCUCAGUCGGGACACCAAAGGAGCAGGAGAAGUCUGCCACCAUGCCUGCAGAGUCCAUCAGAAGCCAGGCGGUGCUGCAGGAGGGCAUGCUGAGCCGCAAACAUGACGUGGAGGGCUCUGGGAAGAAGGCCUCCAACAGGUCGUGGAACAGCCUGUACUGCGUGCUGAGAGCAGGUCAGCUCUCCGUCUAUAAGGACGCCAAAAGCUUUGGACACGGGCUGACGUAUCACGGCGAGGACCCCCUGUCGCUCAGUGGCGCCACCUGGGAAAUCCUCUUCAACUACAAGAAAAAGAAGCACGUUGCCAAACUGCGUCUUGCAGACAACAGCGAGUAUUUGUUCCAGUGUAAAGAUGAGGACGAGCUGCAGAGUUGGAGCCGGGCCAUGGAGCAGGCCGUUCAGGGCCCGCCAGCGGAGGAGGCGGCGCCCGGGCCCUCAGGAGCCAAAACCCACAGCCUGCCCGCCCCCACCUCCUCAGCUGCCCUGCCGGAGCCCAGCGCUGCCAAGAAAGACAAGGAGAAGAAGUUCAGCCGCUUCGCCAAGAAGAAGUGAACGGAAAGCGCGGGGGACUGAGCGUUGCCUAGGCAACCUGGAAUGCGAAAGAAGUUAUUGUGUACAAUCACAUAUCACUUGUUUUUUAUAUAUUUAAUUUUGUGAGAACUAUAGCAGUUUAGGGUAAAACCAUCACUAUUUGCCUGUAUUUAAGCCAGAGUAUUUGUUGUUUGUGUUCUUUUUAACAAACCAAAUUCAAAAGCACAGGAAUGCUCCUUUCACACUCAACCAAAGAUUGCUUUUCUUUUCUUUUUCUGUAACUUCUUGCAUCAGUGAGGCACGAUGAAGCCACGGGAACGACGCUUCCGCCUUUAAAAAAUGGUUGUGAACUGUAAUACUGUGCUGUUUGACGUAUCGGAGCACGGACUCGACCAAUCGGAGCGGGCCGAAGGAUGUUUUUACAACGAGCUUUGUAAAUGCGGUGUAAAGAUUUGGUGAAGAGGCGCCACUCCAGCUGAGACUUGCUAUUGGCUGACUGGCAGUCAUGUGACACCGGUCACUUCUCAGCUGAUCUGUGGAGGCAUUUAUUUCUGUCAACUUUAAUUAUAUCCAACACAUGUAUUUACCUCUUCUAUAUUUUCUAUCUACUCAUCAACAUAUACAGUGAAGAAGACGUAUAGAGAUACAGAUGCAUGACUUUGACCAGCUUCAGUUUGAUAUGGUGCUAUGGUGGAAUUCUUGACAUUUCAAACAAGACCAACCUGACAUGCCUUAUCAGUCUCCAACUUUGGCUUGCAGCGGCACAAACACUGAAUGCGUUCACUUCGCACGGACAUAUCUGAGGGGGGAGGUCUCAGAAAACAACGAAACAUGUCUUUGUCAAAAAAAAAAAAAAACAUUUA
Molecule: messenger RNA, 8150 nt
Organism: Oryzias latipes (Japanese medaka)
Lineage: Eukaryota; Metazoa; Chordata; Actinopteri; Beloniformes; Adrianichthyidae
Gene: sptb
Product: spectrin, beta, erythrocytic
Cellular component (GO): spectrin
Molecular function (GO): phospholipid binding; actin binding; structural constituent of cytoskeleton
Source: RefSeq, a predicted model, not a curated record